AUGUUACGUAACGCCUUACAACUAAGAAUAUUUACUGGUAUUUCGACGAAUUUUAGCUCUAGUAUAAGAUGUUUUAAUCAAAAUUCAACAUUAUUGUCGAGAUAUCGGCCGAGGACGAGAAGACCGUUGGCUGAACCUAAACCAAAGGAUUUUAAACUGGUUACAGAUGAGUUACAACAGUUCCAUGCAGAUUCUAUUGGCCUCCGACCGCCAUCGCAUUUGUGGAGAGCUGUAGGGUUUACCGCUGGUGUAAGUUAAUAUUUUUGUGUUGUGUUUGUGUUUUUAGGUUUGAAAUUGUUACUAUAAGUUGGAUAUACGUUUUUUGAAGAUAUUCACAAAGUUUUAUUGAGGAGUAUAUCUUUCAAUUUGAGAUACAUUUUAAUUUGUAAAGCGCAUCAGCUGAUGUUUAGUGUAAUAUAGGAUUUGAUGUUUUCAUGGUCGACAUAGGUUGUAAAUGCCUAUGAAGUUAAUUUUAUAAGAAAAAGUAGAGUGUUGUAAAGGCUGCUGCAAAGUUUCAUAAAAAAUUGAGACUUUGCUUUUGAUCUGCAACCAAAUUUGUGAACAUGAGUAGUGUAAUAUUCAACUUGGCUUCAAAAAAUCUUUGUUUUACCAACUUUUUAUAACGCCAUGUUCACAAUAUUUAAAGUAUAGAGAACGAAGGUUUUAAUUAACGUAUUUUACAGUUAGCAGCAGUCUCCUACACUGUCGCAGCGUACAAUGACUUUCAACGACAAAAGGAUCUGUUGAAGAAGUCUGUAUCCUCGUUUUUCUCUGAUUUUUCGUUUGAAUCUUUUUUUGCUGAUUCAGAAGGUCACACCAGUCAUCAGGAAUUUAAAUUGACACCGGGACAAAAGCUGGUGUUUGGAUUAAUAGCAGCAAAUGUUGUGGUAACAUUGCUAUGGAGAAUACCAGCCAUGAGGAACUUCAUGAUGCAAUAUUUUACGAAUUCCUUUGCUCAGAGUAAGAUUUUUGUUGUGUCUGUUAUUUUUUAGGUGUGAUUGUUGCUGUGGUUGUUUAUUUUUUAUAAGUGUCAAGAACUUUGUUUACAAAUUUUGGUUUUUAGAAAGCUUGUGCAUUCCCAUGGUAUCUUCAGUAUUUUCCCAUAGUAGUUUCAUUCAUUUGGGGUUGAAUAUGUAUGUUCUACAUAGUUUUGCAUCAGUUUCAGUGGAUCGAUUCUUUGGCGUGGAUCAGGUAAUAAUUUUUUUGAUUUUUUGAAAUUUUAAAUAAUAGAAGUCUAAAGAGGCAUAAUCUUGGUAUAGUAUGGCUUUUGUACUAAAAUUUUUGAUGCUGGUACUAAGGUUUUAUUUUCAGUUUUUGGCAUUUUACCUUACAGCUGGUGCUUUUUCUUCACUGACUAGUUUAAUUCACAAAUCAGCCGUUGCUUCGCCGGUGAGAGCACUUGGAGCGGUAGGUUGGACAUUCUUUUUAUAACAUUUGUAUCUUUUUAUAAAAAUGCAAGAACUUUCUUUACAAAACAUAAAAUGGCAAGAAAUUUCUUUAAAAUCAAAAAAUGGCAAAAACUUUUUUUACAAAUCAAAAAUUUUUAAAUUUCCAUUAAAAUUCAUUUUCAGUCCGGAGCGAUCUGCGCCCUACUAGUCUACACCUGCAUGAAGAUACCAGACUCACGUCUCUCCAUCGUCUUCCUUCCAAUGUUCACGUUCAGUGCGGAGAACGCUGCAUUCGGAUUAAUGGCAUUCGAUCUCAUCGGCCUAAUAUUCAAAUUCAAACUCUUUGAUCAUGCCGCCCACCUGGGUGGCAGUAUAUUUGGGUUAUGGUACGCGUGGUACGGUCAACAAUUUGUGGAAAGAAAGUUCUUUCCUUUCAUUCAGGGAUUCUUGAAAUGA
Messenger RNA from Bursaphelenchus okinawaensis, 1844 nucleotides. NCBI's taxonomy places the organism in Eukaryota, Metazoa, Nematoda, Chromadorea, Rhabditida, Aphelenchoididae. The record is from the annotation of a GenBank genome assembly.